GUUGAGCAGCAUUACCCGGAAGUGAAGGAGUGAGGAAAGUAGUUGGCAGCUGUGCAAGCUUCAGACCUGACGCAUUGUUAGAAUUUGGUGAAAGAUGAGUCUCCAGUGGACCGCCGUGGCAACCUUUCUUUACGUUGAGGUGUUUCUUGUUUUGCUGCUGUGUAUUCCUUUCAUUUCACCAACAAGGUGGCAAAAGAUCUUCAAAUCUCGCCUGGUACAGUUAGUAGUGGCAUAUGGGAAUACGUUCUUUGUGGUCCUGAUAGUUAUCCUCAUUCUUUUACUAUUGGAUGCUCUGCGUGAAAUCCAGAAGUAUGGGGUCGGUGAGCAAGUGGAUCUCAAGCAUAAUCCAGUGGCUGUCGAGCACAUCCACAUGAAACUGUUCCGAGCUCAGCGCAAUCUGUACAUUGCUGGGUUUUCCCUGCUGCUGUCCUUUUUGCUGAGACGCCUGGUCACACUGAUUUCCAAGCAAGCAACACUCCUGGCUUCGAAUGAAGCCUUCAAGAAGCAGGCAGAGAGCGCCAGUGAUGCCGCAAAAAAGUACAUGGAGGAAAACGACAAGCUGAAGAAGCAACUGAAAGCCGCUGGGGUGGAGGUGAGUGAUCUUCCAGAAAACAAUGCCGAGGAAGAAAACAAGAAACUCAAAGGAGAUGUCAACAAGCUCAAGGAAGAACUGGAGUCGACCAAGAAAACUUUGAAUAAAUCCCAGAAUGAAGUGAUCGCCAUCAAGAAGCAGUCUGAAGGGUUAACUAAGGAAUACGACCGUCUACUAGAGGAGCAUUCCAAGCUGCAGGCACUUCAAGAUGGACCACCCAACAAGAAAGAAGAAUAGAACCAUACGGAAAUGCCCAGAAAUGUCCCUUCCCCACGCAUUUGAUUCUUUUAAAAGCUGUCCUAUGUUUUCAGGGGUUGGAGUAUGAGUUUAUCAUACAUGACAGCAAUUCAUUCUGGUUACUCGCAGAACCAUACUUUUUUUUUUUUUUUGUUGUUAAAGCGAUAGCACUGCAAUCCUCUGCUCGCUUAUAAUGUUAUCAGAGUUUCUAUAUUCAUGUUAUUCUGCAUGUAGUCAGUUCAGUGUUCAGCUUUACCGAAGCUCAGAAAAUCAAAUGCUAUCUCGGCGGUGGCGUGCUCUGAAUGGCGCUCCCUCUUUUUACUAUUGAGGUCAAAAAAAGAUUAGAGACAAAAACAAAGACACAAUGCGUUGCAGAUACAAUGUGCGGUUUUAGUUGAUGGAUCUUUCUUGGUAGAGAAACAGUUAAGAGCCGUGCUAGUCCAUUUCAGUUAAUUUGUCCUCUACAUAUCUGUUCUCCAUAUCUGUAAGUCUGAUACCUUGCACUGUUUACCACGCUGACUCCAGUUGUCUAAUUAAAUCAGUGAUUAUUGUAUGUAAUAAAACGACGUUAAGACAUU
Messenger RNA from Pelobates fuscus (common spadefoot toad), 1407 nucleotides. It is a transcript of the gene BCAP31, whose product is annotated as B cell receptor associated protein 31. Gene Ontology annotation, biological process: intracellular protein transport; endoplasmic reticulum to Golgi vesicle-mediated transport. The coding region runs from base 95 to 829 and encodes 244 amino acids. Lineage: Eukaryota; Metazoa; Chordata; Amphibia; Anura; Pelobatidae. The transcript has 8 exons. Gene Ontology annotation, cellular component: endoplasmic reticulum membrane; endoplasmic reticulum. The record is from RefSeq and is a predicted model, not a curated record.